UCUAACGUAAGGCAGCUAGGCAGCGAUUUAGCGUUUGUAAUCUACAUUCGGUGGAUUUCUCUGUGUAUUCUGUUUUAAGCUGAAUAUUAUGGCUAAAAUAUACCAGUCUCUACGUUCAGUUUAAACUAGGUUUGCUGCAUGUGAUAUACAAGAAGAUGCCAUUCGAGGCAAAACGCUGUGGAGUGCAAUUCAAACCUCCUUCCAUAGUUGUAAUUUAUGAAGACAUGGAGACCAAAAUGCGAAAAAGAAUAAUACCUGUACGAAACUUCUCCCAGUACUCUGACUACAGUGUGGCAGCUGAAAGGCUCAAGAACCAUCCUCGGCACAGGGACUACUUAGAGACCGUGUCUCAGAAGCAGCUGGAGAAGCUUCACAUCAUCCUACGGGACCACAUGCAGGGCUUCACCCUGGAGCACAGCCUCACCUCGUUCCGCCUAGACCCCGAGGAAAACCUGAACAAACUGGACGAUGAGAAGCUGGCACGCAAGAAGGGACAAAUGGACGAACUGUUUGAGAAGAACCGGAGGCACAAAGACGACCCUGACUUUGUUUACGACUUGGAGGUCGAUUUCACGAAGAAUACCCAAGAAAAGUGCAGCUGGGAUGAGGAGUCAGAUGAUGGAUUUUGAAACUUUCUUCACCGAUGUUUUCAGUUAAAAAUGUAGGACUCAAGCCUACAGAGAGAUGACAAGAACAUGUGACACAGCUGAGGUUGACUACAAUGCUUUAUGUCCAUCUUAACACAAAUACAGUGGCAACAACUUCAGAAAAUAUCUUUUGACAUACAGUAAAGUGUAUUUUGAAAUGAUUCUGGCAUCGAAAAGACUUUUCUACAUGAUUAGAAGCAUGACUAGAUACCAUUAGAAAUAAAGAACAUUAAAAAACA
Acanthochromis polyacanthus (spiny chromis) is the source of this 886-nucleotide messenger RNA. It is a transcript of the gene cep19, whose product is annotated as centrosomal protein 19. NCBI's taxonomy places the organism in Eukaryota, Metazoa, Chordata, Actinopteri, Pomacentridae. The record is from RefSeq and is a predicted model, not a curated record. Gene Ontology annotation, biological process: microtubule anchoring at centrosome; trans-Golgi to periciliary membrane compartment transport. Gene Ontology annotation, cellular component: centrosome; ciliary basal body; spindle pole.